This is a messenger RNA of Musa acuminata subsp. malaccensis (wild Malaysian banana), 864 nucleotides long. RefSeq lists its product as uncharacterized. Lineage: Eukaryota; Viridiplantae; Streptophyta; Magnoliopsida; Zingiberales; Musaceae. The record is from RefSeq and is a predicted model, not a curated record.
UCCGAGCAACACCGUCCACCAAAUGGCGACUGUAGCCGGCUGAAGCCUCGUCUUCCAUAACUCUCAUCGCCGUGGCCACCGCCAUCAGCACCAACAAAGAGACAAGGAGGAGGAAUGGGGAACUGUCAGGUGACGGAUGCAGCGGCGGUGGUGAUCCAACACCCCGGAGGCAGAGCGGAGAGGCUCUAUUGGCCCACGAGUGCGUCGGAGGUCAUGAAGAACAACCCAGGCUAUUACGUGGCCCUCAUCACCCUCUACGUCCCGGAGGAGAAGCUGGACGGCAGCGGCGGCGGCACCCUCCGGCUAACCCGGGUGAGGCUCCUCAAGGCCACGGACACCCUCUUGCUCGGCCAAGUGUAUCGGCUCAUCACCUCCCAAGAGGUCAUGAAGGCUAUCCAGGCAAGGAAGAUCGAGAAGAUGAAGAAGAGACAGGCUGAACUGAUGGAGAGACAGCAGCAGCAGAGGAUUGGAACAGAUGAUGAGGUCGUUCACGUGGGUAAAGAUGGAGAAGACAAGGAGGACUCAGAAAUCACAGAUCAGGUAGCAAAGCAGGAGAGGGAUGGACAUAAGACCAGCAAGCAGUCAGCAGCGAGGCCUCGACAAUGGCGCCCUUCACUGCAGAUCAUUGCAGAAACUGGAAGCUGAUCGAUCACUGAUGUAAAAAGGCUUUCCUCUCUGAUCUCAGAACAUGAGAUGAGAUGUUUCAUAUGAUUCUUCAAGUGGUUUGUGUUCUGAUGGUAUUGGAAUUCAUGAUAGACAAGCUGAUCUCAAUCUUAUGAUCUGUGCAUUAGCUUUACAGCCACAUCUUCCAUGCCAAAGUUUAGGCAUGCAAUCAAAUUUACUGCAAACUUGGUUGACUUGCAA